This is a messenger RNA of Exophiala spinifera, 1074 nucleotides long. RefSeq lists its product as uncharacterized. Lineage: Eukaryota; Fungi; Ascomycota; Eurotiomycetes; Chaetothyriales; Herpotrichiellaceae. Gene Ontology annotation, cellular component: plasma membrane. The transcript has 2 exons. The record is from RefSeq and is a predicted model, not a curated record. The coding region runs from base 1 to 1074 and encodes 357 amino acids.
AUGGACUCUCCACGAGGAUCAAACUUGGACACUGGCAAGUCGCCAACUCCACCCGUAGGCUUUCGCCCACAAAACGGUGGAAUCAUCAAGGUGCAGCCACCGCGUCGAGAGGAUCUUCAACCCUCGUAUGCGCAGACUCUUCAGGGCGACAAUGAUACAGAAACCCAUGGCUGGUAUGGAUCUAUGAUCAACUCCUUGGGAAGCUGCAUUGGUUUCAUGGGCGCCAUUCCCUGCUGCGUUAUCUGCCCCAACCCCUACAAGCCUGUGUCGCAAGGUAACGUGGGUCUGGUCACCAAGUUCGGUCGCUUUUCUCGAGCGGUUGACCCUGGGUUGGUCAAGAUCAAUCCGUUGUCUGAACGACUCAUCCAAGUCGAUGUCAAGAUCCAGAUUGUAGAGGUGCCACGUCAGGUGUGCAUGACCAAGGACAACGUUACACUCAACUUGACGUCGGUCAUCUAUUAUCACAUUACGUCUCCUCACAAGGCAGCUUUUGGUAUCUCCAACAUCCGUCAAGCCUUGGUGGAGCGAACUCAAACAACCCUGCGACAUGUCGUGGGUGCGCGUGUCCUGCAAGAUGUCAUUGAGCGUCGUGAGGAGCUUGCCCAGUCGAUCGGCGAAAUCAUCGAGGAUGUCGCUUCCGGAUGGGGUGUCCAGGUCGAGUCUAUGCUGAUCAAGGAUAUCAUCUUCAGCAACGACCUCCAGGACUCGCUCUCCAUGGCCGCCCAGUCCAAGAGAAUCGGUGAAUCCAAGGUUAUUGCAGCCCGUGCUGAAGUCGAAUCCGCCAAACUCAUGAGACAAGCGGCCGAUAUCUUGAGCUCUGCUCCUGCCAUGCAAAUCAGAUACCUCGAGGCAAUGCAAGCCAUGGCCAAGACUGCUAACAGCAAGGUCAUCUUCUUACCAGCCAACAAUCAAACCAUUGGGCCAGAGGCUAUGAACGCGGCAUUGCAACAACCAAGCUCAGGAGAGGCCAGUGGCUAUAACUCGAGACACCACACCGGCAACAACCCUUUCAGCGGCGAGACCAACGAUGGCUUUCAGCAAGCGAUGAAUGCCCGAGUCAUUGAGAACAUCUAG